Larimichthys crocea (large yellow croaker) is the source of this 2528-nucleotide messenger RNA. Its product is annotated as inter-alpha-trypsin inhibitor heavy chain H3-like. The record is from RefSeq and is a predicted model, not a curated record. Bases 350 to 730 code for a protein of 126 amino acids. NCBI's taxonomy places the organism in Eukaryota, Metazoa, Chordata, Actinopteri, Sciaenidae. The transcript has 5 exons.
AUUAAACAAAGAAGAUACCAAGUUGUAAUGAUGGUUUACUGGAGCUGAUGAUUCAGUCAAGAUAUGAAGGUCAAUGCACUUUAAUACAAGCUCAGAUCUAUUCUGACAUGCAACAGAAUGAGCAAUGAAGUUUCUUCUUAUAUACCAAGUAUAUACUAUAACAUCUAUAAACAUCGGGGGCUACCUUUUUCCCCAGAGGAAUACAACUCAACAAAAUGUUCCCUAGCUAAACAUAGUCGUAGACAUGGUGGCACCUUCAGCUAUUAACACAUAUUCUAUAGGUCAUAGGUUACAUGGUAAAACAUUCUAACAAAAGUGUUGUUUUGUCUUCUCUAGGAGGGGUUAUAGUAUGAGAUGGGUUAUAGGAGGAUUAGUAGACUUUUGGACAAAGCCAGUCACUGAUAUUAACCAGCCUUUACUGAGGGCAGUGGACAUGCUGGUGAAAGAAAGAGAAGAUCACAAUGUUUCAGAGAGAAGUGCCAAACACUGUCAAAACAAAGGACUGGCCUGCAGAAUUUUUGAGGGUUCAGAUGCAAAACAUCAACUUCAGGGUUUCUAUGAGGAGGUGUCCAGCCCUCUGCUCUUGGAAGUGGACUUGCGUUAUCCUGAAAACGCAGUGGACCUCUUGACCCAUAACCACUACAGCCAGUUGCUUAAUAGUUCAGAGAUUGUGGUGGCCGGUCUGCUGACCAACAACGACCCUGAUAACUUCUUGGUGCUUUUUGUCUGACAUGAUAUUUUAAUGACGCUUGUGCUGUGGAUGGAGAUCCUCAUUUCAUGAUUGAGCUGCAAGAGAGAGACGAUGCUCUCUGCCUCAACAUCAACGACAAACCAGGAACCAUUUUCAGACCCAAAAUCAGGUCAGCCUUAUGUUAGUCUAACAUCUCUUUGUGAGAAAUAUGAGAGGGAACAACGAAUUCAAACCUGUCAUUAUUUUCAGGCUUUGUGGUGAAUAGACAAAUUAUCGGCAAGAAGUUGUUUUAGACGGUAACAUCAACACCUAUACAACACCUUUACAUACUGUAAAAUAAAUGUUUGGACACUGGAUCACUGGGGAAGUAUUCAGUGUGACACCUUCAAAUGAUUCAGUUUACUGUCUUUUAAAAUAAAGAAAAGUAGCAACUGGCUCAUGAGGUAGAGCAGGUCGUCCACCAAUCAGGUGAUCGGCAGAUCAAUCCUCCAGUCUGCAUGUUGAAGUGUCCUUGGACAAGAUACUGAACCUCAAAUUGCUCCUGAAGGCUGCACCAUUAACACAACCUUUAAUGUGAAUGUGUAUGAAUGGUUAGCUUCCAAAAACUAAUGAGCAGUUGACACCUUGCAUGGCAAGUAAUUCUAUCAGUGUAUGAAUGUGUGUUAAUGGGUGAAUGAGAUAUGUGGUGUAAAUGCUCUUUGAGUGGUGGAAGACUAGAAAGCCGGUAUGUAAGUACAGUACGUUUACCAUUUAUAGCUGUCAGAUAAUUGUAGUGGAGUAAAAAGUACAAUAUUGUCCUCAUACAGAAGUAUUUAAUACUUAAGUAAAUGCAAUUAGCUAGAUGAACUCUGGCUGCAAAACCUGGUGGUAUAUGCCAUGCCAGAGCUUGCUCUGACAGUUCAGCAAUUAGACCCUGAAUAUUUUUUUUAUAACAGCAUAGUUUAAUGUAUAUUAUCACUGCAUAACAUUAUACACCAUUUUAAAGUGUCAAACAUAAACAUUUAAUGUGUUUUCUGAUGUCAGUGGCUGAUAAUAAGUAAUGGUUGAUGUAUACGUAAUGUGAUUACAUUACAACAUGCAUAAUGGUGAUGUAGUAAUGUAACUAACAAAACAGGGGAAUAAUGUAUCUGAAGAUUUUUUUAUUAAGUGUCUCAAGAACUGUAUUUCCUUACCAGAUUAAAAUGGCGAACAUCACUAACUGUCUUGUAUAUUUGUAUGUUGUACUUCAGGAAAAUAUUCUUAAGUCACACUGGAUUGUACAUGAUUGUUUGUGGUCUUCUUCUGUAUGCAUGUGAUGAUAUCUUGGUAGAUGUUUUAACUUCAACGUCAUAGCAGGAAAAUCACUGCCCUAACACAAAGUCAAUUUAACUAGGCCCUGCGCUGGUUCACUUCAGGGUAACACAUGCCACGGCAAUGUCUCACAACUGUGCUUUGUGAUAUGAUCCUUGAUUCAUAAAAAUACUCCCCUACUCAAGAAAAGGGGACAAUAACUAAUUGGUAUAAUGCACUGUGUGACUGUGGUGUUAACCCACAAGGGGGAACCUGUACACUGGUGAGUGCAGAAAAUCCACGCACAAUCUCAACUCUCACUUUAACUCUUACAUAUUGCAAGCCUUGCACCACAGGAGAUAAAUAUUAACCAGACAUCAUCCUGUGGAUGUGCUUCUUGUGAUUUUAUGAUUGAAAAUUUGUAUACUGACUAAGAUAGAUUAUUGAGAUUUAAAACUAAACGUUUAGCAGCCACUUAAAUCCAGCCAUCCUGUUUUUUAUAUUACAGGUCAUUACAUUAAAUGUUAAUCUUUAACAAGACUUUGACAUUCUGUAUGUGACUACAAUA